This is a messenger RNA of Neurospora crassa OR74A, 2372 nucleotides long. RefSeq names its product alpha-1,2 mannosyltransferase KTR1. The record is from RefSeq and is a predicted model, not a curated record. Lineage: Eukaryota; Fungi; Ascomycota; Sordariomycetes; Sordariales; Sordariaceae. Gene Ontology annotation, cellular component: Golgi apparatus; membrane. The transcript has 4 exons. Gene Ontology annotation, biological process: protein O-linked glycosylation; protein N-linked glycosylation; cell wall mannoprotein biosynthetic process. The coding region runs from base 517 to 1827 and encodes 436 amino acids. Gene Ontology annotation, molecular function: alpha-1,2-mannosyltransferase activity.
UUUGCAUACGCGGACGUGGCACCCCUCUGUACCUCUACGUGCCAAUUAAUGUGCCUAGCAAACCUCCGCAUUAUAUCCAUACAAUACCAGGCAAUACGAAGCUGCAGUGGGCUGCCCUAGCAGGACUGCGCCCGAGCCUUCGAACCCUGACAGCUAACAACACUUGGCUCCCGUCCCGCCUCCAAGGGAACUUCUUCCUCUUUCAACUUCACUUCUUUUUCAGGAUCCAAGCCUGGCCAUCUUCUCUCCUGGUUGAAUUAUCUCUUUCAACCACCGAGGCCGUGUUCGCCAUCUGCAGUUCCAUCUCGGACAUCUCCCCGGGAUCCGGACAUCUCAAGACUUGUCGUGCAGCAGCGAUUCACGAGGGAUCCGGGUCGCUUCCUUCCGUGGCUCGCCUUCAGCCAUUGUCCAUCCUGUCCCACAGGACCCGUGAACACGAACAUUUUCGGAAACACAAUCACCACUGCACUCGACAAACUUUGACUUUAGGCUCGAUUCAGUCCGUAUUCCUUCAACAUGGCGGCGGGCAGCGCACGCUACGUGCGCUACAUCCUCCUUGCCUUUUUUGUUAUCGCCGUUCUUUACUUCAUCUCUACGCCGUCAUCCGUCGUGACCCCCCUAAAAGAUAACUUUGGCAAAUUCCAACAAUCCACCGGAAACUCGAAGCCAUCGACUGGAAGUACUACCGGAAGCACUGCCGGAAGUACCACCGGAGGCACCACCGAAGUCGCCCACGAUGAAAAGACACCCGCUAAGAGCAAUGGCGCCGACUACGAUCCUGCCCAGUACCCGUUGGCCAUGACUCCGAAUGACCCGGGCUGGAACGACUUGUCUGGGGUUAAGGGCGGCCCUCGCAUGAACGCGACCUUUGUCACCUUGGCUCGCAACGGCGAUGUGUGGGAAAUUGCAAAGUCGAUCCGCUCGGUCGAGGACCGCUUCAACCGCCGCUACAACUACGACUGGGUCUUCCUCAACGACAAGCCAUUUGACGAAACCUUCAAGAAGGUUACCUCCUCGCUUGUGUCCGGCAAGACGUACUAUGGCGAGAUUCCGACCGAGCACUGGUCGUUCCCGCCUCACAUUGACCAGGAGAAGGCCAAAAAGGUUCGCGAGGACAUGAGACAGCGCAAGAUCAUUUACGGUGACAGUAUCAGCUACCGCCACAUGUGCCGCUUUGAGUCCGGCUUCUUCUUCCGCCAGCCCCUCAUGAUGAACUACGACUACUACUGGCGCGUUGAGCCGAGCGUCGAGUUCCACUGCGACAUCCACUACGAUCCUUUCCGCUUCAUGCACGAGAAUAACAAGAAGUACAGCUUCGUGCUCAGCCUUUACGAGUACUUCGAGACUAUCCCGACCCUCUGGGACAGCGUUACCAAGUUCAUCAAGAACCACCCCGAGCACAUUGCUGAGGGCAACUCCAUGGCUUUCCUCAGUGACGAUGGUGGCAAGACCUACAACAAGUGCCACUUUUGGUCCAACUUUGAGAUUGGUAGCCUCAACUGGCUUCGCUCCAAGGCCUACACCGACUACUUCGAGUCUCUGGAUCAGGAUGGUGGUUUCUUCUAUGAGCGCUGGGGCGAUGCCCCGGUCCACUCUAUUGCCGCCGGCUUGAUGUUGAAGAAGGAGGAAAUCCACUUCUUCAACGACAUUGCCUACUACCACGUUCCCUUCACUCACUGCCCCACCGGAGAGCAGUUCCGUCUCGACCGCAAGUGCCACUGCAACCCCAAGGAGAACUUUGACUGGAAGGGGUAUUCUUGCACUUCGAGGUACUACGAGCUUAAUGGUCUUCCGAAGCCAGAAGGCUGGCAAGAUCAGUCGGAUUAGAAGGAGGCGAAGAAGAAACAGUUCUGAGGGUGUGGGGAUUAAGGCUUUAUGUUGGGAAAACAGGUCUGCAAAUAAAACCAAAAGCGGACAUUCCCUAGAAUGUAUUAUCGUUAUAAUGACUUUUUCGUUCUCAAUUGGUGGUACAACCCAAUUGCCUGGAAACAUGGACCUAUAAAUGGGAAAGGUUGGGCAAAAACGAAGCUGCCUGUUCUGAGUGUUUUGAUGGAUAGGGAAGGGCUAUAAGGGGCGUUAAGGAAAUCAUGACACAAUCACUUAGGGUUAGGUUCGUUGUUACCGACUGCUGAGAUAACCCUGGUAUUGCCAGGUGUGAAAAGGCAAGCUGACAGCAACACAGUUGGUCCAGUGUCUCCGUCCUUCCCCGAAGUAUUUCGUCUUCGGUGUUGUAUCAUCUUGAACAUGGCCAGUCUUCGACAGUCGUAAUACAAGGAAUAUGGACGCCGAUAUCCUGUCAUGCACCUUUUAUUUCCUUAUAGUACACGGACACAUAGUUUAGGAUGCGGAAUGAUGAACUACAUGGAUGAAGC